AUGCACGCUGGCUCAGGCCUCCAUGUUUCCACUUCUGCAGCUGCGGCUGGGACGCGGGCUGUGGCUCACCGGCAGGUCGCGCACGCGGGAAUCAUAGACUCAGAUGAAAACACUCUACAGCCUGGACCCUCUGGGUUGACCCAGGCCCACAGCCAGACAGCAGAGGACUCAGACUCAAAAUACUUAUCCUCUGCCUCUUUUGAAGACAAGCUUGAUUACAAUGAAUCCUGCAAGUCUCAAGAGAAUGCUCCUGAGAUAAGUGUGGUGGUCCCAGCCCAGGAUCAGGAAGCAGGAGAAAAUUCCGCUGCUUCUGAGCAUUUAUCCUGUGUCUCCUCGGCAAGAAUCCAUCAAUUACCUCAAGAUGUCUCCUGCCUUGGAUCCUCUGAGAUGUCUCAACCCCAGGAUUUGGAGCAAAGGGAGACUUACUCCCCCUUACCACAUAUCUCUGUUCAUUCCUACUUAACCAAUAUGCCCUUUAUGUCCUCAGAACAUAAGGAAAAGAAAAGGGCCAUGAAAAUUUACUACGUGCAUGUCCCAACAAAAAGGGGUGUGGCUGUCUUGUCAGAUACAGAGGAAGGACUGGAGCCCCCACAAAAGAAGACAAGAGUAGAAGAAAUGACCUUUCCUGAGAAUAUCAGUACAAAAACCACCAUCUCUGACACGUCUACAAAGGAACUCUUCACUGACAGUGAGUGCAGCGUGGACAGCAAAGCCCAAGAGGAAAGAAAGGAGGAGGCUGACAGCCCAGCAGAGCCUCCAGCUCCGGAGGAGAGUUCCAGGGCCAGGACACCGGAGAUGCUGGACAGUGGCUUCAAGUGCAUGGCCUGCUGCUGGUCCUACCCCAGUUUGGAGGUCCUGGAGGUGCACGUGGAGCACGGGGUCCAUGAGGGCUGUAGCUGCCGCACCUGCCAUCUUGCCUUAGCCCGGCUAAAGAACAAAAGGAACGGGAAAGGGAAGAAGAACGAAAUCAAGACGACAACAUCUGUGUGCAACAGGGAAGAACACAUUGAUGUGGAAACAUCCUCAUACACAUCAACAGACUGA
Molecule: messenger RNA, 1044 nt
Organism: Cynocephalus volans (Philippine flying lemur)
Lineage: Eukaryota; Metazoa; Chordata; Mammalia; Dermoptera; Cynocephalidae
Product: protein FAM170A-like
Exons: 4
Coding region: 1-1044 (347 amino acids)
Biological process (GO): fertilization
Cellular component (GO): nucleus
Source: RefSeq, a predicted model, not a curated record